Molecule: messenger RNA, 3750 nt
Organism: Effrenium voratum
Lineage: Eukaryota; Dinophyceae; Suessiales; Symbiodiniaceae
Source: the annotation of a GenBank genome assembly
AUGGCAGACAUCUUCUCUUUGGGCCGAGCGCUGAACGCUUGGAAGCGAGCAGGGCACUGGCAACAUGCUUUGGGCCACUUUGCCGCGAUCGCCGCGCAGGUGCGGGUCAACGAGGUGGUCCUGAACACUGCGCUGGCCAGUGGCGGGCCCUGGCCCGUGACCUUAUCCCUGAGCGCCUCCGUUCCGCGGGAACCCCCAGCGAGCCACGCGAGCCUUGGCCUUGGGGUGGCGGCGGCGACGGCACCCUGGCAGUGCGCCUGGCGCCUGCUGGCCGGCGCAGAGGCCACGCAGCUGCAGUUGGACGUGCUGGGCUGCGCGGCAGGCGUGGUGUCAUGCGACGCGUGGCGUGACGCCUGCCACUGGGUGGCGCUGAAGCUGACGCCGUUCGCCACGGCCCGGGCCCGCGCAGCGGACGCUCUGAGCCAGGCGUUCUGCCAAGGCUCCAACUGGUCCGCCGCCCUCGAGGGCCUCGCGGCACCAGCCCUGGUGCCACUCAGCUGCGCGGCCCAGGCCUGCGGCGCGAGGUCCAAGUGGCGUGCUGCUGCGGCGGUCAUGCGGGGCGCAGCGGCUGACCGGCUUGCCCUGGACGCUAUCGCCCGCAACGUUGCCAUCACUGCGCUGGCCUCUGGCGGGCCUCGAUGGCGCCAGUGCUUGCGCCUGCUGUGGCUGCCCGUGGAAGGCCCAAGCUCGACACGCGCGCGCCAGGACACAAUCGCCCACAGCGCUUUGCUCCACGCAUGUUCCGGGUCGGCCUGGCGCUUUGCCUGUGAUGUGCUGCAGGGAAUGCCACGUCGGAAGCUCCAAGUCUCCCACACAGCCUGCAGCGCGGGCAUCACCGCGUGUCAGGGCCAGUGGCAAGUGAUGUCACGUCUCACCGCCCGCCUGGAGCAGCGUCGCCUGGCCCCGAGCCUUGCGCUGCACAACACCUUGGCCGCCGACGCGUCCGACGCCGGCAGCUGGCGGCGGGGCAUGGCUGCAGCCGAGCGCAUGGAACACCUGGCGCUGGUGAAGGACUGUGUCAGCUUCAACGGGCUGCUGGCGCACGGGCCCUGGCUGGUGGACUUGCAGCUGUACCGCACCUUGCAGCAGCUUAAGUUGGAACCCACGGAAGUGACCCACGGCGCAGUGGCGUCCUUCAAGUUCAAGUGGGAGAGAGCGCUGGUGCAUAUGCGCUGCAUGCUGCUGACAGCAGUGCAGAUCGGCGCUGUCACAGCUGGCGCUGCCCUGAAGACUUGCAAGGAGGCCUGGCAGCUCUGUUGCUCGCUGCUGCGCUUCGCGCCUGAGGAUGGAAUAUGCAGCAGCUUCGCCAUCAGCAGCUGUGAGCUGAAGGAAGUGCCAGCCAGGCGGACGCAACGCGAGCGCCUGGCACUUGCGUGCCACCUGGCACAAAAAGAGGGCAUCAGCUCAGGCGAGGAGCCUGACUGCUCCAGAGGCUAUGAGGCCUGGCUGCUGAAGGAAGCCAAGGCCCGGAAUCCGGAGAUCAGGACCUAUGCGCUGGCCUGGGGUGUUCCGGGCUGGAUCGGCAACGGCACCUUCUUUAGCGAGGACAACAUUUUCUACCACGUGGCCUGGCUGAAGUGCAUCAAGGAGCGCUUCAAGAUAGACAUCGACUACAUGGGGAUUUGGAAUGAGAGCCCCUGGGGGGAUUCCUGGUACAUCUUCGACUUGGCGGCCGCCAUUAAGGCGGCCCAGCUGCAGACUCAGCUGGUGCUUUUGGACUCGGCACCGGGCCAGCCUCCCACGGAGGAGUUCAUGGCUCUCUUCAGCCGUGAUGAGCGCUUUCAGCAGCUGGUGGCAGCUGUUGGUCUGCACUACCCCUGCACCCCCAACGAGCAGCUCCUGGACACUCUCCGGCCGCACCCGGGCACUCGCUUCUGGUCCUCUGAGGAGCUGUCCACGGUGGCAGACUGGGGCGGAGCUGGCUGCUGGGGCCGGAUGAUCAACCAGAACUACGUUCGGAUGAACGCGACGUCGUCCAUUGCCUGGUCGCUGAUUUGGAGUGUGUACCCGAACCUGGAGUGCUUUGGGAAUGGCCUCCUCUACGCCUUCGAGCCCUGGAGUGGUCACUAUGAGGUCAUGGCUCCAGUGUGGGCCACCGCCCACACCACCCAGUUCACGAAGCUCGGUUGGUCCUACCUCCCCCCGGGCGAAGCUGCUGGGCUGCUGCCGGAGGGCGGCACGUUUGUGACGAUCGCCAGUAGCGACCUCCAGGACUUUACCAUCGUCUUGGAGACGCUCCAAGGUCGCUGCAUGUACGGGAACGGGUGCUUCCACACGGUGGAGGCGAAAAGGGAGCAGAUGCUGCAGCUUCAGCUGAGCAGCAACCUCUCCGCCGCAGCGCGCGGCAAGGAGUUGGAGGUGUGGUCCACGAAUGCCACCCAUUGGUUUCAGCGGCUGGACAACGUUCAGGUAGAUGAGCAGGGUCGACUCAGGAUUUCGGUGGGCGUGGAUGCCCUCGUCACCAUCACAACGCUGCAGGGAGCUACAAAGCAAGGGCGACGAGGUGCAGGCGAAGUGCACAGGUCGCAGGCGCCAGAGAUUCCGGCGCCUGCUGCCUUUCCUCUUCCCUUCAAAGAGGUCUUCGAGUCCCAGCCUCUGCGCCGGUCCCCCGCCUUCUUCUCGGACCAGGGCGGCGCCUUCGAGGUGGUGGAGGACGAUGGCUUCCAAGCAGAUCUGAGGCGCAACCGGGUGCUGGAGCAGCAGGUGCUUGAGGUGCCCAUCGGCUGGGGCAGAAGCGCCCCUGAGCCGUUGACGCUCUUCGGAGGCACGAACUGGACGGACUUGGAAGUGGAGGUCUCUGCACGCUUCGAGGGCACUGGUAGCGCCAAUGGCUUCGCUCCCCUGGCGCCCUUCGGCCAUGCAGAGGGUGUCAGCUUGCUGGCAACUCCGUCCAAGGCCUACGUGGGCCUUUGCGCUCGGGUUUUGCGCUACACCUUCUUUAACACCGGCGGGAAGCCAGAGGGCUACUGCCUGCAGGUGACGAAGGGCCCGGGUUUGCUGUGGGGCCUCUACGUGGCUUCGGAGCUUGUGGCUGCCGGGCCGUUGGGCCUGGAGUCCGAAGAGAAGCUCGCGAGCAAAGGAUGGCUGCGACUCCGACUGGAGGUGCUCAAGGCCCGCAUCUCCGCUUUUGUGGAUGGUGUGCGACUGGCCAGCAUCGUCGAUACCAGCCUCCCAGUAGGGCAGGUGGCGCUGAGUUGCGGGUACCACAAGUGCCAAUUCGACGACAUCCAGGUGCUGCCAAGGGGAGGCCCUAUGCCCACCCAUCCCGUCACCGCCUUUAUGCUGACGACCAGACCACUCCUCAACUUCUACAGACCUGUUACCUUCAACUACGAUGCACGAAGCUGCGACCCCACCCCCGCGCCGGUGCGCAAGCGCGGGGACUUCACCGGCUUUGCGGGUCUCACCUUUGUGCCGAAGCUGCCGCUGGCAGUGGCCGCUUUGGGGCGUUUGGCGCUCCGGGGCGGUCAGCCGCUGGGAGCAGUUCACAACGUUCAGCUGAUGCGCCUGGACAAGGAGGGUCUGCACCACAUCGCCAGCGCGGCGGUCCCCUCGGUGCCCACUGAGCAGGUGGGCAUCAUAUCUACAGAUGAAGGCUACCAGUACGCAGAGUUGAAGGAGAAGAUCACUUUGACUCCUGGAGAAAAGUAUGUCCUCGCGUCCUCUGAGAUUUCGGGCGGGGACUUCUUCUACGACAAGGCCCACGCACAACCCGGGCUCGGCGUGGAGAUCCUCGGCCCGGAUUUCUGA